This is a messenger RNA of Ostrinia furnacalis (Asian corn borer), 2712 nucleotides long. RefSeq names its product Transmembrane protein 214 (gene Tmem214). NCBI's taxonomy places the organism in Eukaryota, Metazoa, Arthropoda, Insecta, Lepidoptera, Crambidae. The transcript is spliced from 10 exons. The record is from RefSeq and is a predicted model, not a curated record. The coding region runs from base 122 to 2116 and encodes 664 amino acids. Gene Ontology annotation, cellular component: Golgi apparatus; endoplasmic reticulum.
AGGAUUCCGUUCCAAUCCACUCAAUUUUUGUUUGACGUUUUGUGCUAUUUCAUUUUGACGUGUAACUUCGCUUUCCCUAUAUUUACAAAAAACGGAUUUAUUCCAAUAAAAAUAUAACAACAUGUCGAGCGGUCAAUGGGAAGUUGUUGGGAAGAAUAAGAAGUCUCAAAACGGUAAAGUUAAAUCGAAGGAAGAUGUAAAAAAAUCUAUCAAAAAUGGGCCGAAACUUGAGGAUGUCGUUCCUCACUCGGAGAUCAAAUCUUUUUACGCUGGAAUGGUGGUGGACGAUGACAAGAAGCCAUCUAAAGACAAAAAGAAGGAAGGCGAUAAGAAAUCUAAGAAGCAGCAGGACAAGAAAGCGGAGCCUCCUAAACCAAAGCCGCCCAAAACUAUUGAUGAUGCUUUAGAGUUGAUCGACCCUUCCGAACUAGCCUCAAUCAUAGCAAGUAACAAACUUAGGUUCUCAAACGCACCACUUGUCUGGCUAAAAGAAGUGGCCAAUUUCCUCAAUUCUAAAAUUCAAAUAGACGUGGAUGACCCCACUUUUGGAAAUUACAAUCUAGACUAUCCGUUAUCAGUUGUGCCUGACGAGAUCCAAAGCAGCCUAGAAAAGGUUUUGCAAGAUGCAGGAAAGGCCAAUGCUCAAUUAUUCUACGAUGUUACACUCACAACUUUGGCAAAUGAUAUGAGCAGAGCACAAUCCGUGAACGGACACAGACUGCUCCUUCAAAUGCUAGCAAAGGCGUACCCAGAAUUCUGCGUAGCGUCUGUAGCGAAGAGUGCGAGUCUCCGCAACUCGUACCAGAACCGCCCGCCGAUUGGCCUGACUCUGCUGUGGGCCUUUGGCCAGGGAGGCCUAAGCGAUUUUGCUGUGGGAGUGAAAGCGUGGCAAGAGCUGUUCCUGCCAAUUAUAGAACUGAAGAAUUACUCUAAGUACGUCGUGGCCUACCUUGGCACGUUGCUCGAUUGCCACGCAGAUAUGGACGCCACGAAAGUCAGCCAGGACCAACUUCUGGCCAUGUUUGAUAUGGUGAAUGCCAAGAAGAAUUAUCUGUCCAAAGAAUUAUCAAGUGACCUUAUCAACCAAUUAAGUAAAUAUAAGGAUAUAUAUUUCAAUAAGAGUGGCAAUAAGUUACAAGUAACGUUCAAUCAGAUAAUGAAGAAGCUGCCCAAUCAGUACCUCAGUGGGUCGAAUCUAGACGCCUACAAUAAAGUCCUGGUGGAGAGCCUGGUCGACUGUCUGGUCAGAGACGACUCGUGCAAUGCCACCUGGCGACAGCUGUUCCACAAAUGUACCAAGCAGUCGGCCACACUGCUCGAUUAUAUUAACAGCAACUGGGCAGAAGUAAGCCCACGACUGAAGCGCAAAUCGCUGAAGACCACAGUCGUCCAGUUCCGGGAAGUGAGCGGGGACGCUCUGAAGGGCAAGAAGAAGGACGAGACUGUCGUCAGAACCUCCAAGAUAUGCCAGGAUAUUCUAGACAGGAUGACGAGUACUAGAAGUUUUCCGUGGAUAAAGGCCAUUUUCGUUGUGCUUUUGAGUAUCAUUGGAUUGGUGGCAUAUGAUGUUUCGAGAGCUGGUGACUUCCCAAAAAGCGCAACAGGGAAGCUAUUUAAAGAUCUUGGGAUCUUAGAGCAGAGUCAGCACGCAUGGCAGAAGACUCUCUCCACGUCCGCCCGAGGAUAUAUUUGGCUGGAAACCAACACCCCAGUGUACUACGCACAGACGAUCGAGAUAUGCAAACCGUAUAUUCAGCUCUCCAAAGAUCUCUUCACUGUAGCCUGCAACAAAGUCAGUGUGCUCUAUGCAAACAUACAAGAGUUUGUCGCAGCGAAAACACCAAUUGUUGUGGCCACGAUAGAGCAGUAUGUUCCAGGACUGAUCGACAAUGUCCAGAAUUAUACAUUAAUUGGAUACUCUGCUGUUAAGAAGUUUACUAUUCAGUACUACACAUUGUCCUCCGACUACCUGGCUACUAAAGUGUUCAUAGGAGAAUGGGCGCCAGAGAUACUACAGAACAAAACGCAAACAGCUAUCAAUGUCACCAGGGACCACAUGUCUACCUACUUCCACUGGUUCAGGAAACAGGUGCACUUGUACUCUGAGAUACCCUGAAGGGGGCACCUUCCAUAAUUUAUCUGAUAUCAUUUAACACUGCAAAUGGAGAAUUGCCAAUUUCUUCGUCAAAAUGUUUGUGACAGUCAAUAUUUUAGUAUACCAAAAGCAAUAUUUAUGUUAUUUAUCACUAUUUUAGUAACAAAACCCCAUUCUACAUUGUAUUUCAGAAUAUUUGUAGUAAUGGUUUAAGUUCAUAGCACAAAUUUUUAAUAUUAAUUUUUAAUGUUUUAACAAUCAAUCCUCCAUUUGCACAACCCCAAAAGAAAUAUUUUCGCUGUUUACGAGAAUCUUAUUUUUAAAUGAGUACAAUAAUUCUCAUUUAGUAGUUGCAACGAAAGAUCUAUAGUUUUUAAAUAUUGUUGAUCUUAUUCAUGUCAUUAAUGCAAUAAAUUAAUCAUAUCAUCAAAGGAACAAAAUUUAAUAUAUUUUUAAACUUACGUCCAUGACAUUUAAAUUAAAAUGAUCAGUAUUUCGAAAACACAUUCCUAACGAUGCAUUUAUGUCUUGAAUUUUACUUUUACACCAAGUUACCUUUUGGUUAUACUUAUCAUAUAGCUUCUAAUAACAGGAAUCAUCUAUGAAAUUGUUUUAGA